Paramacrobiotus metropolitanus is the source of this 1017-nucleotide messenger RNA. RefSeq lists its product as uncharacterized. Lineage: Eukaryota; Metazoa; Tardigrada; Eutardigrada; Parachela; Macrobiotidae. The transcript is spliced from 7 exons. The coding region runs from base 93 to 815 and encodes 240 amino acids. The record is from RefSeq and is a predicted model, not a curated record.
GCUACUUAUACAGCAGUAUAACUUGAGCAGUUCAACAGUUUCUGCCCGACGUUUAAUAAGUCCUCAAGAGCUUUAUCGAUAAAGUGAAAAUCAUGACAUACGAAGAGCAGAACGGUUCUUUAAGAUUAUUCCUCAGCAAGUAUUCACUGGACGAAAUCCUGAAGUUGUGCACCGUUUGCACAGCAAACCGAUCACUGGACAUUAUGGAUACGGUUCUUUUGGAAGAACUUGCACACCGUGUACAGCUGGCACCUGAUCGGCUUAGAGAUAUGUAUAUCCACGUGAUGAACGAAGCGCCGUCUCUCCUUGAUUUGAUUUCGCCAUCGGAUCCAAGGAGUAUCGUUGUAAUUACUCCUCCAGUGAAAACGUGCACGGAAGGCUGCGUGUACCAGAGGGGCUCUAAAACAGGUCUACCUUUGGAACUCGGUCUUCAUAAUAAGCCAGCUUGGGGCACACUGCACGACAUUAACGGAAUGAGCCGAUCUUUCGUUCGCCUAUCGUAUAGAUGUCCAACCUGCCGUAGUAUAUACAAAUUGCAUUGCAAAGCGUCUUUCAACGGGUUCUGCGAAACGUACCUCGAGACAUACGGAAAAGCUGCCGGAUUUGAUGUACAGAACGUGUCCGAAGCGUUUUUCCGCUAUGAAACGGAAAAUGAAGUUCGGGAGAAUAAUUUGCUUUAUUUCGGGUUCUCUUCGGACAAGGACGUUGACCAAGCUUUUCCUGAACUCGACAAACUUCGAUGCGAACGUCUAUACCCUCAUGUCUGCUAUCCGGCGUGCGCUUCCAGAGGUUGCAGAGAAUACCUCAUCUAUUAAAAGUUUUUAGAAUACCGUUGCAAACGUUCAGCUGGUAAACUUUCCAAAUAUUUGUCCAGAAGAACCGUUGUCUAAACGUGGCGAAAUGUAUUGCGGGCCACAUUCUCUUGCUGCACAACUGGCGAAUAUUCCAACAAACAAAGAAAGGUCACGCUGCAACAUGCUGCAGCUAGCGCAUUUCAUCUUCAAGCGUCUGACCGGG